Leptopilina heterotoma is the source of this 2519-nucleotide messenger RNA. RefSeq names its product FK506-binding protein 15. NCBI's taxonomy places the organism in Eukaryota, Metazoa, Arthropoda, Insecta, Hymenoptera, Figitidae. The record is from RefSeq and is a predicted model, not a curated record. Bases 118 to 2307 code for a protein of 729 amino acids. The transcript has 12 exons.
UGUCAAACGAGAUAAACACAAUUUACUUUAUUUCGUUUUCGUCUUUGGUCUCACAUUUAAUUUCCACUGUAAAUUUGUGUAAAUCGUAUAUAAAUAUUUUAUAACAAUUUUAUAAAUAUGAGUGGCAAAAAUCAAUUACCUGAUCUUGAUAAAAUAUUUCGCGAGGAAGAUGAUGAUGGAUUUUUACCUUCCGGAAGUUCCAGAUUGGCUUCAAUAUUUGGUAUGAACACAAAUAAUGUAAAUACUCAGCCGCAAAUUUUUCCAACAAAACAAAAAAAUGUUACUCAAGAAUCGAAAACCGAAGUUGUUAUUGCAAAAGCUGUACACGCUUAUAAAUUACAGAACGGAAAUUAUACAUCGAUAGGAAAACUUGGCCUCGCUCUAGUGGGAAAUGUUUCUACAAAAUCGUAUCAAUUAAUACUCUAUCGAAGUAAACAAGAGCACAUAUCCAUUGUUUCGAUAAAUCCCGAUUUCUCCUACAUUGUGCAGGCAAAUAAUUAUUCUACAUAUUAUGAUAAUCGAAAGGAAAAUUGGUCAAUACUUUUUGAAACCAGUAAAGAAUGCAUUGAGUUUGCAAGAGAAAUUGGCGUCUCACGAUAUCUUUCACGUCGUGAAAAGACGAAUAAUUCUUUAAUUUAUCAGGAUUUAAAUGCAGUGAAUGAAAAGGGAGAAAAGGCAAAAGAGGGUGAUGAAAUUUCCCUAAAAUACAUUAUUACCACAGAAAUAAUUCAACCAUUAAAAAAUAAUUCAACCGCUGAAUUGUCAAUGACAGUGGAAAUUUCCACUGAUGAUAAUUGGGAAAGAAUAUUGUUGGGAACGAUGAAAAAUUUGAGACGAAUGCUAAUAUUACCGCCGAGUAAGCAGAUUAGCCUCGGUCCUGGAUUUCCCAAGGAAAGAGACAUCGUUCUCGAAAUAGAAAUAAUAAAUAUUCAGAGGGCAAAGGAAAUGAAAAUUCCAGAAGCAGAGAGUUUAAUCUCGUCAAGUAAGGCUUCGAUAAUAUCGAGAAUGGCAAAAAUGGGACAAUCUAUUCUUCCAAAAACUUCCAUAUCAACGACUACCGAUUCAGAUGACACUGAGGAUGAGAUAAAAAAAGAACGAACAAUACGACACAGAAAGGGAGAAUUGCCAGAGACAAGUCCAUCGAAAAAGCAAUUUCAAUCUAGUCACGAAAUUACAGAAACUGGUAAUCUUCACAAAGUUAUUAAAUCAAAAGUGACUUCAUCGGUUCCUAAUGUACAAUCGUCAUUGUAUCCAGUCGUUUACACUCCACAAUGGUCACCAACUCAAGUGCAGUCACAAUAUAUGACGGUUGACGGUCAAACUUUUCCCAUGGCACAACAAUUCGUCACUCAAACAAUGCCUGGAACAUUAGAUCCAAGUUUGAAUAUAUUUUUAACUGAGUCAAGAACACAAAAUGCCGAGAUUCGAAUGGGAAUGUCAAAAAUAUCCGACAAUAUUCAACGAUUAUUGGAUAAAUUCCACGUCUUGGAACUUCAAAACGCUUCGUCACCGAGCAAUGAUAAAACAAUGGAGAACACGUUGAAAAUGAUUCUCUCAUUGAAUUCACCAGAAACGAAAAGUAAUUCAAUUUUUACUUCCGGUAAACUUGAGGAAAGUAAUAAAAGUCAAAUGAAUCAAUUGCAAGAGACUAUUUUAACCAAAGAAGAGGAACUGAAGACGAUAAGAGAAAUAGCAAAUAAUGCCAACCAGGAAAUAACGAAACUGAAAGAAGAAAAAAGGAGUUUAGAUCAAGUGAAUCUGGAACUAAAGGAGAAAAUAUUAAGUUUAGAAACGAAUCUAGCAACGAAGAAACAAGAGUUCGAUAAUUUAAAUACACUUCAUGAAGCUGCCAGGGAAAAUUUGAAUGAUUGUCAAAAGAGAAAUUCCAAUCUAGAGAGGGAAAUUUUACAACUUCAAUCUAAUUGCAAAUCGUUAGAAAUUGCUGCAAGUACAAAUCAAAUUAAAUCCACUUCUAAAAGUGAUAAAAAUAAGGAAGUGAAAUUGAUCAUGAAUAAUACGUACCACACAUUACUGUCAAAAUUCAUAGAAGACAAUUAUUCAACUAGUUUUAUAAAAGAAACGAUUGCUAACACGUUGAGGGACAUAACUUUAAAAGUACUGAAUAGCGAUGAAUGUGAGGAAGAAUCGAGUGAUAAAAAGAAAAUGCAAGAGAAAAAUAGUCAAUUACAGGAAACAGAGAGAUUAUCAUCAUCAUCUUUAAAAGAAGACAACGAAGACACGAAAAACGAUUUCAAAUUAAAUUCCGAGACGAAUUUGAAUAAUUUUAUUCAGAUUUCUAUAUUGUAGAUUGCUCCGGAAUUUGAAAAUGUACCACCGCCAAUUCCACCACUAGAUUCUAGUAAUGAAGCCGAUUUGAGCGAUUUUUAACGUUGAUAUAUGAGAAAAUCGAGAAAAAAAAUUAAUAAAAGAAGCUUUAUAUGUGAUUUGUAUAAUUGAAUAACAAACAAAAUGUUUAUAUUCUUCUAAACACGAAACAUAAACAAUUUUUAUUCCAAAAA